This is a messenger RNA of Perca flavescens (yellow perch), 1527 nucleotides long. Its product is annotated as vesicle-associated membrane protein 8. Gene Ontology annotation, biological process: vesicle-mediated transport. The record is from RefSeq and is a predicted model, not a curated record. Lineage: Eukaryota; Metazoa; Chordata; Actinopteri; Perciformes; Percidae. The transcript is spliced from 3 exons. Bases 210 to 575 code for a protein of 121 amino acids. Gene Ontology annotation, cellular component: membrane.
UUGUAUUAUGGGCCGCUUGACACUUGCGAAGGAAUGAAGUUUGAACGGGGGACAAAAAAACAACCAGGAAGUUAAACAGAGGAAGAAACGCUGUGGUAGAGCAUCAAACGCAAAUCUAAGAGGGUUCAUAAAGGUUUUCAAAUAACAGCGUUACCUUAAAACAAAGUUGAUUCAUCGGAUUGUGGUCAAAGGGACUAGUUUGCAACAAGAUGGACAUCGAUCCGGAGCGAGGAGGAGCGGCGGCAGCGGAGCCACAGGACAAGGUGAAGACCUUGAGGGAUCAAGUAGAUGGAGUGAAAGACAUCAUGACGCAGAAUGUAGACCGGAUCCUGGCUCGAGGAGAGAGACUCGAUGACCUUAUGGGCAAGUCAGAGGACCUGCAAGCAGGGGCUCAGCACUUCAAGCAGACGUCUCACAAAGUGGCUCGCACCUACUGGUGGAAGAACGUCAAGAUGGUGGUGGUCAUCGUGGUGGUCGUCCUCAUCAUCGUGCUCAUCAUCAUCCUGCUGGCCACCGGAGUCAUCCCUGUCAGUGCCUCUGCGCCUCCUGUAAUUACUCCCACCACCAAGCCAUAAGAGAGAGAGAGAGACACACACACACACACACACACACACAAUGUAUAUACAAUCAUAAACAAACCCAUUCUUAUUGCACAUUAUACAAAGUAAUAUAUAGACUAAAGCAAAUAACCUUUAUUACUUCUAAGUUAGUUUCCACUGCUUAACGUCAUGCUUUUAUUAGAAUUCAACGACUUUGUGCCUUGGUUUAAGGAACGUGAGCCUUUGAGACCCUUAAACACAAUUUAAGCUUAGCCAUUUUCAAAAUUUGUGAGAAAUUAAACAAAAGUGUCUGGGAGGUCUAAGUCCGUCCCUGUUCUCAGAGGAUGCUUCAUAUCACCACGUCAGUUCCUCUUUGUGGAUUACCACCAAAGGCUUUUCCAACCUGGCAAAGAGGAAGUCCCUUUUAAUUUGCGUAUAUGAAAGUAAUGAAUGUGGAUUUCUCCAGUCUCUUAACUUGACAUUAUGUUUGUCUUGAAUGUUCUCACUUAAGUGCACCUUUUACAGAAGGCAGGUUGGCUAGUUUAAAAGCUGAAAAAAGGCAGUUUCUAAAAGAAAUAGUGUUUUUGCCAUCAUUGGACAAACGCACCACACACAAAUCUGUAACAAUUUUAGGUCACACUUUAUGUAAUGAAAUUCUGAAUUGUGUAUUGGAUAUGUAUGUUACUAUUUGUGGGCUUAUUUUUUUUCAAAGUGCUUCCCAGUUUCUUUGUAGUUCGACAAUCUGGAAUAAGCAAUCAUCCAUAGAAAUUCCUUUUUUUAAAUUUGUCAGUUUAUUGAAUGUAUACACUUAGCACUGCUGUAGUUCUUUCAAAUGUACUGUAAUUAGCUCCUUGUUGGUGUCGAUGCUCAUGUUUGAGUAGAGAAUAGCACACAGUCAAAGAUUAGGAAACAACUAGUCUCGCUUUGCCAGACCUUCCCCUACAGCGCUGCGGAGGAGGGUCUGGCUAGUCCACACAGCAUUCUGGGA